GACUCUUCAUUUUUUCUUCUUCUAUAUAUAUAAAUCUUUCUUGAAGAACAACACAGCACAUCAACUUCAUCUUGCUUUCCAACACUUCUUCUUUUUUUGAAAGAUUCUUGAUUUUCCAUCAUUAAAAAAAUUACCCACAUUUUUUAAUUAUUCUUUUGUUUCAAUUUGUUGUAGGAAAAAAAAAAAUUAAUUGAGCAAAACAUUAAAAGUACUUACCUAGAAGAACAAGAAAAGAUAGAACCAAGCAACCUAGAUAACCCCUUUAUGUUGAACUUGUUAUAUAGUUUAGUUUUUUCUUAAAUCUUGAUUUUGGUAUUUUGUACAGUGGGGGGCUUUUUUUUUUUUUUUUGUUUGUUUAAGAUUUUUCUUUUUGGGGUUUUUGUGAAUUUGGAGUUUUUGGUGUGUGGGGUUUGGAAAGUUGGGAUUUUAAUGUGAUUUUUGCUGAUAGGGAGUGUGAAAUCUUGAUGUUUGUGAAGAAUUGUUAAGUGGGGUGUUGAAAUCUUGGAGUUUUAUUGCUGAAUUGCUUUGUGGGUUUGCUGAAAAUUGGCUGAAUUUUUUUUUUUAAAGGGGUAAAGAUUGAAACUUUGGAGUUUAAUUGCUGAAUUGGGUUUUGGGUCUGCUGAAAAUUUUUGUUUUUGGGGGUAAAAGAUUGGAACUUUGGAGUUUUUUUUUUUUGCUGAAUUGGGUUUUAGGUCUGCUGAAAAUUGUGAUUUUUGGUGGAAAAGAUUGUAACUUUGGGGUCUUGUUGAGGAUUUGCUUUGUGGGUGUGGUGAAAUUUGUGUUUCUUGGAGGAAAAGGUUGAAAUUUUGGAGUUCCAGUGAAGGAUUGCUUUGUGGGUCUGCUGAAAAUUGUGUUUUUUGGUGGAAAAGAUUGAGACUUUGGGGUCUUGUUGGUGAACUAUUUAGUGGGGUGUUUUUGUUUUGGGGGUAUCUGGAAGGGGUUUUAGUAGAUUGGGUUGUGUUGGGGAGAUAGAGAUCCCUUUUGGGUUGCUUAGAUUGGAUUUGCUGUGUGAAUUCUUGCGGAUUUGGGCGUUGAAGUUGUGGUUUUGGGAGCUUUUGAGGGUUGUUUGGUUGAGUUUUUAUGGCAUUUUGACAUCUGUUUGUAAGAUUUGCUGGGUGAAUUCUUGAGGAUUUGGGUGUUGAGGUUGUGAUUUGGGAACUUUGAAGGUUAUUUGGUUGAGCUUUUAAGGGAUAAAAUGAGUUCAAAUUCUUCAUCUGGUGUUGCACAAGUAGGGAAGCUUUUGGUUCUUAUUGCUGAGAAUGGGCAAUCGUAUGAACUGAAUUGCGAUGAAUAUACUCUUGUUGAUGCUGUUCAGCAAUAUCUAGAGUCUGUUUCUGGGAUUCCUGUUGGUGAUCAGCUUCUUUUGUGCUUAGAUGUGAAACUUGAAUUGCAUUGUCCACUUUCUAGUUACAAGCUCCCAUCGGAUGAUCGAGAAGUUAUCUUGUUUAAUAAAGCUAGAAUGAGAAGCAAUGCGCCACCUCCAUUACCCGAGCAAGUUGAUAUAAUCGAUAUUCCUGAUCCUGUUUUAUCAUCGCCCUCUCAUGAUCCCCACGCUUUGGAUGAUGCGAUAGACCCUGCGCUAAAAGCCUUGCCUUCGUACGAGAGGCAAUUCAGGUUCCACUUCCAACGUGGUCAUGUCAUUUACAGCCGUUCCCAAAUGAGAAUUGAUACUUGUGAGAGGCUUUUGAGAGAGCAAAAAGUGCAAGAGCGGGCGUUAGGGAUUGCUAGGGGCAAUCUUGAUCACUUCUAUGGGAUGAUACAUCAAAAUUAUAAUGACUUUUUAAGGUGUUACUCCCAGCAAUAUCGUAGCCAUUCUAACUUGCUUAAUAAUUUUGGAAGGGAUAUAGAUAAGUUGAAGGCUUGCAAACUUCAUCCUGCUUUGCAGACUGUGAACCGCAAGUGUUUGCUGGAUUUCGUGAAAGAGGAGAACCUUCGGAAGUUGGCAGACGAUUGUCAUGGUUCCCACAGGCAGUUCGAGAAUAAAGUGUCCGAAUUUAAGCUUGAGUUUGGAGAGCUAGAGCACAAUGCUAAGCAUUUGUUUUCUACCAAAGGUUCACAUCUUAUAAGGGAAGUGGAACUAGCUAUCAGAGACCAUCAGAAGUAUGUCAGUGAGCAGAAAAGCAUAAUGCAGGCUUUGAGCAAGGAUGUUAAUAUGGUCAAAAAUCUUGUGGAUGACUGUUUGACCAAUCAGUUAGCCGCUGCACUCCGUCCACAUGAUGCUGUUUCAGCGUUGGGACCUAUGUAUGAAUGCCAUGAGAAAAGUUAUCUUCCCAAGAUGCAGGCUUGUGAUGGUGAAAUCUCCAAACUGGUUGAGUUCUGCAAGGAUAAAAAGAAUGAAAUGAAUAUUCUUGUUCAUAAUUACAUGCAAAAGGUAGCAUAUAUCCAGUACACCAUCAAAGAUAUACGAUGCAAAUUUGCUGUUUUCCAGGAAGCUUUGAGGCGUCAAAGUGAUUUAUUUGAGCACUUAAAAGUGAUCCGAGGAAUUGGUCCUGCAUACCGGGCAUGCCUUGCUGAAGUGGUAAGAAGAAAAGCUGCAAUGAAACUGUAUAUGGGAAUGGCUGGACAAUUAGCUGAACGGCUUGCAACCAGGAGGGAGGCGGAAGUUCGUAGGAGAGAGGAGUUUCUGAGGAUAAAUAGUACAUACAUUCCCCGGGAUAUUUUGGCUUCUAUGGGACUGUAUGAUACCCCUAACCACUGUGAUGUCAAUAUAACUCCUUUUGACACUAAAUUGCUCGACGUUGAUAUCCCAGACAUAGAUCACUAUGCUCCUGAGUAUCUAUUGGGACUCUCUUCCAGGAGUGAAAAACAUGGGACCUUAAAGAGUCCACUUUCCAUGUCUACUGAUGGUUCUCAUUUAGCGGAAACUGAGAUAAAUGACUUCAAUGAGAAAAUUGAUUGUGAGGAAUUGUUUCCGGGCUCAGAGGUUCUGGAUAUUGCUGGAACUAGCAAAAUGGAAGUGGAAAAUGCAAAAUUGAGGGCUGAGCUUGCUUCUAAAAUAGCCUUUAUAUGUUCUAUCUUUCCUGAAUUUGAUUAUGAAUCACUUGAUGACAGUAAAAUUGAUAGUUUACUAAAAGAAGCACGAGAGAAAACCUCUGAGGCUCUACAUGAGAAAGAAGAAUAUGAAAAACACCUUCAUUCUAUGCUUAAGGCGAAGCAAAUUCAAUGUGAAUCUUAUGAAAAACGGAUUCAGGAGUUGGAACAGAAAUUGUCUGAUCAUUACUCGCAAGGGCACACACAUUCUGCUGAUGAGGGUGUAUCUAACUUAACUGAUUCAGCUGUGAAGAAUGAUGGCAGCAAGUCAGAUGUUUCAGGUGUUGGCGAAGCUCACAUGCCUUGUAUGCCUGCUGAAGUCAUGGAUGAGAUUUCUUGUGCCUCUAGUUCAUCAAUUAUCAAACCUGGCUUUAAACAGAUCAAGGAACAGGAAGGCUUAGAUGACAAUAUGACUGAUUCAUCUGCUAUGGUAAACCCUCAGUUGGAUUCAUCUAUGCUAGAUCCACAUCGUGAUGAAGAGCAUGAAAACCUUCCCGUGAAGGACAAGAAAGAUGCUGCAUUGGCUGGUAGAGAUAUGACACUUGCGACAAUUUCCAUGGACGUGCCUUCUGAAGUAACUGCUGAACAAGGUUUGGCUGCUAAAGCUAAAGAGGAUCUUCUCCUGGAGUUGCAAGGUGCCCUGGCUGAUAAAUCGAAGCUACUGGAUGAAAGCGAAAGCAAGGUGAAAUCCUUGACUGAGGAGAUAUCCAAGCUGGUGAGGGAGUUGGAGGUCAGAGGAAAGCUUCUUGAUGAAUCUCAGAUGAAUUGUGCUCAUCUAGAGAAUUGCCUUCAUGAAGCAAGAGAGGAAGCUCAAACCCAUCUAUGUGCAGCUGAUAGAAGGGCCUCGGAGUAUAGCGCAUUGCGUGCUUCUGCAGUCAAAAUGCGCAGCCUCUUUGAAAGAUUGAGGGCAAGUAUCUUGUCAGGUGGUGUGGCUGGUUUGGCAGAGUCCUUGCGUGGAUUAUCUCAAUCUUUAGCCAAUUCAACUAAUGAAAAAGAGGAGGAUGGCGCAGCUGAAUUUCGCGAAUGCAUCCGGGUACUUGCUGAUAAAGUUGGUGCUUUAUCAAGGCAUCGAGCAGAGCUGGCUGAUAAAUGUUCCAAAUUCGAUGCUGCAAAUAAGCAGGUAUCAAAGGAGUUGGAAGAAAAGAAAGAAUUGGUUAACACUCUCUACAAAAAGCAUCAACACGAGAAGCAGACAAACAAAGAGAAGAUAUCAUUCGGGCGUUUAGAAGUCCACGAGAUUGCAGCAUUUGUUCUCAAUUCCAGUGGAAAUUAUGAAGCUAUAAAUCGAAACUGCCCUCAUUACUACCUCUCUGCAGAAUCUGUUGCUCUAUUCACCGACCAUCUUCCAAGUCGUCCAAGCUAUAUCGUAGGGCUGGUUGUGCAUAUUGAACGACAGACUGUGAGGUCGUCGACACCCUCAACAACAACAACAACAUCAGUUCGAGCUGACCAUGAUAGAGAUCUUUUAGAUAUACUGACUUCCGACACAGGAACCAGUCGUUUGUCCUUGAAUUCAGGAUCAACUACGACGAACCCAUAUGGUCUCCCUGUUGGCUGUGAAUACUUCGUCGUGACUGUAGCCAUGUUACCUGAUACUACUAUUCAUUCACCACCACCUUCCUGAUCUCAUGAAUGGUAAAAACAAAGAAAUGAGGGAAGAAAUCGAAAAUGUACAGAAUGAUUUUAUAUAGUUUUAACUAGUACUAGUACUCUUUCUUCCUAUUGUACAGCUGAUGAUGCAAAUCAAUCAGACUUGUUCCUCUUUGUGUAUAUAAUGCCUUUUUUCUUAUAGACUUGUAAAAUUCUGUGAAUAUUCAUCUUUCUUUUAUUAGUUUCUUGAUCA
Molecule: messenger RNA, 4873 nt
Organism: Capsicum annuum
Lineage: Eukaryota; Viridiplantae; Streptophyta; Magnoliopsida; Solanales; Solanaceae
Product: autophagy-related protein 11
Exons: 5
Coding region: 1196-4654 (1152 amino acids)
Biological process (GO): positive regulation of protein phosphorylation; autophagosome assembly; autophagy of peroxisome
Cellular component (GO): phagophore assembly site membrane; extrinsic component of membrane; Atg1/ULK1 kinase complex
Molecular function (GO): molecular adaptor activity; protein kinase binding
Source: RefSeq, a predicted model, not a curated record